AUGGACUUUGAUAAGUUGUCUGAAGAAGAUUAAACAAACUCAGGUGUUGUGGCUCCUAAUUUAAACGAUACUGCAUCUACUAUCCCUAGUUAAUCCACAGAACCUUAACAUUAAGCUUUACACGAUGGUGGAAUAGGAGGAAUUCAGUAGCCUUUAAACGCAAAGGUCUCUUAAGCUACCUCUCAAGUUGGUGAUAUAGCAUAAGGUGAUACUCAAAAAACCCCUUCCUCUUCUCAAUAAUAAAAUUCAGAUCCAAAUAAUUUGAAAAACGAAUAAGAAAAUAAAUAAGAAAACAGUGAAAAAGCUAAAUUGGAACCGAGCUAGUUAGUUGUUUAAAUCUAAAAUAAUCAAAAUUAAUAAUAAACACAAAUAAUGAGGCAUGGUGAAUUAACAAUUCAAAAUUAACUUGAAGUAUAGUCAGUUAUAAGUGCAAUAGUAAAUAAAUAUGACAAGUUUUCAGUAUACCAGGAUCAGCUUAAUACCAUUUUGAAGUUUAGCCCUAAACCUUCUGCCACUGAUGAAGACUAAGAUAGCUAAAAAAAGUAUGUAGAGAAUGUUAAGAAAUUAAAACAAAUUGUUUGCAACCUUUUGGACUUCCCUUUGUAGUAUAAUAAACUUCAAAAUUCUUUUACAGAUACUACAAAAGACUUCAAUAAAAUACAUUCGCAUUUAUGUAGCCAUAUUAAUAAUUUAAUCAAACUCACUUAUAAUAUCAAUCAAGAUAAUCUUGGAAGUAAUUACAAACAAUUGGAGGUAAUUUAAUAAAAGUUAGAUGCUUGUAAGUCUGAUGGCGAAAACCUACAAUAAACUUUGUAUAAAUUGGAAAAAGUUAACGAUUCCAUUUUAGAACAUUUUUCUACAUUCUUUGGUUAAUAAAUGAGUGAUUCUUAAGACAACUUAUUUUCUUUAAAAGAAGAUUUAAAGAAGGAAAUUCAAAAAAGAGACAAAGAACAAUAUGAUGCAUCAUAAAAGUUUUAAGAAGCCAGUUUGCUAAUUACCUAGAAAAAUUCUAUGAUUUCGACACAUUAGACAAGAUAGAAGCUUUUGAAUUCAGAUAUUUAGUAAAUUGAAUCUAAAAUAAAAAAACUAGAAGCUGAUAAAAACAAAUAAGUUGAGGACUUAGAGGCUCGAAAAGAUAAAUACCUGAAAUAACUUGAAGAAGAAAAAGCUAAAUUGAUCAGAGAAAAAUCGGCUUUCUGGGAUAAAAAAAAUAGCAGUUAAGAAGCUAGAUUAAGUUAAUAUUCCCAAUCAAUCAAUAGCUUGAAUUCAAAAUAUCCACUUGGUAAGAUGUGCUCUAUUGUAGAAAAGAAAUACUUUCAUUAUUACUUCAUCUAAGAUGAAAGUGGUAGCUUUUCAAAUGAUCACUAGUAUGCUAUUUAGGGAGUCGCUUAACUAUUUAAUAGAAUAAAACCUAACGACUAUAUCACUUAUAUUAAGUUUGAUAGUUCAUCUCAUGUCGAUAUACCAAAAACCCUAAAAAGUAGUUUAUCUUAAGGGGAUUUUAUAAGCAAAAUUUAGAAGUGCAGAGGCGGAGGAACUAACUUUUAGUCAGCAUUCCAAACUCUGCUAUAAUAAAUCUAAUCUAAAUAUGAUUAAUAAGAAUACCCAGUAGUUAUAUUUAUCACAGAUGGACAAGAUAACACAGAUUUGGAUUCUAUUAUAUCAUAAAUUACUAGCUUAUGUUAAGAUAUUGUAUUUUACACUAUAGGAUAUGGUAGUGUUAAUGAAAAAUAUUUAAAGAAUAUUACAAAUAAAUUUAAUAAUACUGUUGGCGAAAAAAAAGAAAUUAAUGGUAAACCAGUGGACCUGUUUUAUGUAAAAAAUACUCCUAAUGAUCUAGUUUAAAGUUUGUCUUCAAUAUCAUAGUAGCAAUCCUCAAUAUCAAUAGAAGACAUAAAGAAAGCACAAUAGUUUUUAAAAGAAUCUUUUGAAUAAAUGACGAAAACGGCUGAGGAAUACUACUCAAAAACAGAAGAUUCAUAUGAUAAAAAGAUAGGUUUAAUCACAAGUUAAAUUUAUGAAUUAUAAAACAAAGAUAUAAGUUCAGCGUAAUAACUAACAGAAUCCGUGUAAAAAGAUAUUUUAAAACAAAAUUAACUUAAGAAUUAGUAGAUAGAAUAAGUCAGCAAUGAAAAUACUCAAAUAGAAAAUUUGAGAUAAGAAAUUAGAUGCGCAAAGCAAACUUUCCUAAGAAAUAUUGGGUAAUAAGAUACUGGGAAAAUUGAUGAUACAGAUAUAGAAGAAGAGCUCAACAAAAAUUUAAAGCUUAUCUAAGAUAAGUAUUAAAAGGAAAUUCAUGCUAUUGAAGAAAAAAUUAAAAAUGCAAUUAAAAAAAUCGAAGAAGAUUAAUAAAAACAGGAAAAUACUAUAAUCGGAUUUGGUUUUUAAAAUUAUCCACAUUUUAAAAAAUUUAAUGAUUCUUAAAAUGCUGUCAAAGAAGCAUAGAUUUAUUACAUUAAUCUUAUUUAAGAUUUAAUGAGUUUAGUCAAGUAGUUAUAAUUCCAAAACAAUUCUUUUAACGAAGCGAUAGAGAAUUCUCAAACUUAUUUAGAAGAAUCAAAUAAAUUCGAUAAUUAGUAUCAUGUGUUUACAUAAUUCAAAUAAAUAGAUGAAACCAUAGACCCUGAAGAUUCUUUUAAUUCUACUAAAAAGGUUAUAUUUAUAAUAAAUAAUUCUAUCCAAUAAAAGUGUUAAGAUGAUAAAGAAUUAUUAGCUUUUUACGAUCAUGUAAUCAGAUCUAUUAGAUUUAAUUACAUCAUUUAAAACUAUGUUGAUAAAAAGAAAGAAGAAUAAGCUUAAUACAUAAAAAAUGAAGUUAUCCCUGAUAUUAUAAAAACAGUACCUAAACAGCUAAGCAAGCUUGAGACUAGAAAAAAAGGUUUUGACCUAAAAAUAUCUAAAAAAGAAAAGGAGAUUAGAAAUUUAAGAUCAGAUUUGAAGGAUGAAGUAGACAGUUAAAAAAAAAAGGAAAUUCAAGAAGAAAUCAAGACUUGUGAAGAAGUUUUGAAGGAAUUAAAUAAAGAUUUAAAUGAACUUUUAACGGAAUUAGAAGAACUCUAAUCAGAAUUUGAAACAGAAAAUUUAGAAAAAAUAAAUAUUAUUAAAGAUGUUGUGUUUGCCUUGAUACAAGCCGUUACUUUUGCUUUAUUCAAAAAGAAAUUUUAAAUGGCUUAAGCCCCUUUUUAUUAGUUGUUGAAUGGAGGUUAGAGUUUUAUUAAAGCACUUAGUUAGUACUAACCUCUUGCAAUAUCAAAUUGA
Molecule: messenger RNA, 3258 nt
Organism: Tetrahymena thermophila SB210
Lineage: Eukaryota; Ciliophora; Oligohymenophorea; Hymenostomatida; Tetrahymenidae
Product: von willebrand factor type A domain protein
Exons: 2
Source: RefSeq, a predicted model, not a curated record